AUGGGCAAAUCGCAGUCAAAGCUCUCACAGGAGCAGCUCGCCGAGCUCCAAAAGUCGACUCACUUUGAUAAGAAGGAGCUUCAGCAAUGGUACAAAGGUGAGCAUCACUGGGUUACAGGGGGCGGAGAAGUCUUGGAACCCCCCACUCCCUCAAUUUCGUCUGCAUUCUGGCUGGUCACGCUGGAUGUUCUUCGUCUGCUUGUUUCGCCAUUUGAUUGGGGUUUCGGUUUCCUGAAAGAUUGCCCAUCGGGCAUGCUCUCCAAAGAGGAGUUCCAGAAGAUCUACCGGCAAUUUUUCCCAUUCGGAGACCCGAGUUCGUUCGCCGAUUAUGUGUUCAACGUGUUCGAUAGCGACAAGUCUGGUAGUAUCGACUUUAAGGAGUUCAUCUGUGCCCUGAGUGUUACCAGCCGGGGCAAGAUGGAAGACAAGCUGGAUUGGGCGUUCCAACUGUACGAUAUAGACGGCGACGGCAAGAUAAGUUACGACGAGAUGCUCCAGAUCGUUGAGGCAAUCUACAAAAUGGUUGGCUCCAUGGUCAAGCUUCCCGAGGACGAAGAUACACCCGAGAAGCGGGUGAGGAAAAUCUUCCGCAUGAUGGACAAGGAUGAAAACGGCAGCCUCGACAUGGAAGAAUUCAAAGAGGGAAGCAAACGAGACGAGACGAUUGUUUCGGCACUGUCUUUAUACGACGGCCUUGUGUAG
Messenger RNA from Trichoderma aggressivum f. europaeum, 702 nucleotides. RefSeq lists its product as uncharacterized. The transcript is spliced from 4 exons. The coding region runs from base 1 to 702 and encodes 233 amino acids. Lineage: Eukaryota; Fungi; Ascomycota; Sordariomycetes; Hypocreales; Hypocreaceae. Gene Ontology annotation, molecular function: calcium ion binding. The record is from RefSeq and is a predicted model, not a curated record. Gene Ontology annotation, cellular component: intracellular membrane-bounded organelle; cytosol; membrane.